GCAGAAACACAAUCAAUCACUUCUUCCUCAUCUUCUUCGAACAUCAAACAUUUUCUUAUAAGCCGGUGAAAAUUAUCCGGUGAAACAAUGGCGACUCCGGCAUGGAGUCAUGCCAGGGGUCAAUGGGUAGUAGCCAUUUUGGCGUUACUUGUUGGCUCGGCUAUGGCUACCGAACCUUACUAUUAUAGCUCUCCUCCUCCACCGUAUGAGUAUAAAUCUCCACCGCCUCCCGUUGAAUCUCCUCCACCUCCUUAUGAAUACAAAUCUCCUCCCCCUCCGGUUAAGUCUCCACCACCACCGUAUUACUAUCAUUCACCGCCGCCGCCGGUGAAAUCCCCUCCCCCUCCUUAUGUUUACCACUCUCCUCCUCCUCCGGUGAAGUCUCCUCCACCUCCUUAUGUAUACCACUCUCCUCCUCCUCCGGUAAAGUCUCCUCCACCGCCAUAUUACUACCACUCUCCUCCUCCUCCGGUGAAGUCUCCUCCACCACCAUAUUAUUAUCACUCUCCACCACCACCAGUGAAAUCUCCUCCUCCUCCUUACUAUUAUCAUUCUCCACCUCCUCCGGUCAAGUCUCCACCACCGCCAUAUUACUACCACUCUCCACCUCCUCCGGUAAAGUCUCCACCACCACCUUACUACUACCAUUCUCCACCUCCUCCG
Molecule: messenger RNA, 663 nt
Organism: Eutrema salsugineum
Lineage: Eukaryota; Viridiplantae; Streptophyta; Magnoliopsida; Brassicales; Brassicaceae
Product: extensin-2-like
Exons: 1
Biological process (GO): plant-type cell wall organization
Molecular function (GO): structural constituent of cell wall
Source: RefSeq, a predicted model, not a curated record